Molecule: messenger RNA, 1070 nt
Organism: Saccoglossus kowalevskii
Lineage: Eukaryota; Metazoa; Hemichordata; Enteropneusta; Harrimaniidae
Product: transmembrane channel-like protein 7
Cellular component (GO): plasma membrane
Molecular function (GO): mechanosensitive monoatomic ion channel activity
Source: RefSeq, a predicted model, not a curated record
AUGGAUUAUUACAACCCAAAUGCUAUAAGCUCACUGGAAGAAGGAGACGACCAGGACAGUAUAAAUGAACAUGCAUCUGGCUUCCAGGAGGAUUUCCCAAUGGACUCGCUGGGACAUGUCAAUCCAUACUUCCAAGAUGAUGGUGAUAUUGAGAUGCAAACUAAUGGACUUCGUCAGAGAGAUCCAUAUAUGGAAGGUGCUAAGCCUAGACGUACUAGAGCACUUUCCACGGCAUCCAGUAUGCAAUAUUCAAGUGAAGAAGAAGAUCCUGAUGACAUUGUAGAAAGUGCAGCUAUUGCAGCAUCACUGAGAGAUCCCCAUAGCAUGCUAGAUUUACUUCCAAGUAGACAACUAGGUAGCACCCUGAUUGUUGCACAUGCAAGCAAAAAGUGGCUCAAAACACGGCAGAGUACAAGAGGAACAUUAUCUGUCAAAAAAGGACGCCAUAACAGCGGCACAAGAGUAGCAGUUGAAAGGAUUGUUAAUAAUGAAGACAUGGUGGAUGGCUCAGCUAGGUCAUUAAUUAGAAGACAAAAUACUAUUAAAGCUAUACCUGGAAGUAUAGAAACAAAAAGGAGAAUCAGAGAUAAAGUUGAGAAGAAGAAAUCCAAGAAAGAUAAAUCUGUUAGUUAUUUCACAAUGUUGUCUUAUAACAUUGGAAUGAGCUGGCAAACUGUAAAGAACAAACUGAAGGAUCUUAAAUAUUCUACCAAUUUCUGGGAUGGUCAUAUAAAAAAGAUAGAAGGCAACUUUGGUAGUGGUGUGACGUCAUAUUUCUUAUUUCUAAGAUGGCUACUGCUUCUCAAUAUACCUGUCUUUUUGUUGAGUUUUAGUUUUGCUACUAUACCACAGUUGAUUUACGAACCAAGUCCGCUCUACAACACUGCUUCAUUCUCAGUGCUAGAUCUAUUUACUGGUAUGGGCUGGUUUACAGACACAGAAUUAUAUUACGGUUACUAUACGAAUGAAACAUUCACUACAAAUGACAAACAUUAUUACGACAUGCCAGUAGCUUACCUAUUUACAUGUGGUGGUUACUCAUUAUUCUUACUGGUUGCACUGUUAAUUAG